AUGACUAGUUAUUUUUCUGAAGACCCAAACGAUCAUUAUGAACAGUUCAGACAUGAUCCCCAAAGAUCAUAUGCCACUCAAAGUAAGGCCCUUCGACCUAAGGGUUUUCAAAAUGAAAAGAAUAUACAAGUAACUUCAGAAAGAAAACAUAUCGAAAGCAAUUGUCGUAAAGGGUAUCAUUUACAAAUGCAUACAAACGAAAACUUUUCAUGUGAUUAUUCUAAGCAUGUUAUAGAGGAUUUUAAUAUUGGUCAACUACUUGGUCGUGGGGGUUUCGGAGAUGUGUAUAAAGCCAUUGCGAAAAAAGGAGAAUUUCGUGGAAAUGAGAUUGCUAUAAAAAUUUCAUCUUUAAAACCGGAUGCCCUCCAACGUGUAUAUUCAGAAGCGAAGAUCCAUGCAAUUCUAUCUCACUCGUCUAUUCUCAAGCUUUAUUACUCAUUUGAAGACUCUAGAUAUUUUUAUAUGGUAAUGGAACUGUGCCCUAAUGGAGAACUCUACAAAUAUAUUCAACAACGCGGAGUUCCGCUUUGUGAAGCUGAAGUUAGAUGGGUUAUGAUACAGAUCAUAGAAGGUCUUUUGUACAUGCAUGAACAUGGUAUCAUGCAUAGGGACUUAAAACUGUCAAAUAUUUUAUUGACUGAAAGGAAUGAAUUGAAAAUUGCGGAUUUUGGCUUGGCUACUAAUGUUAACGAAAGGAAUAGUGAACCAAACACUUUGUGUGGAACUCCCAAUUAUAUAUCUCCUGAAAUUAUAUCACGAAAACCAUAUGGACUAGCUUCUGAUGUUUGGUCUCUUGGCUGUAUGCUUGCUACUAUAUUAACCGGUCGAGCACCUUUUGAAAGUAGAGAAGUACAAAAAACACUGGAUCGGGUAACAAAAGCCGAUUACGAGUUACCGGAUACACUUUCAAAAGAAGCCAAAAAUUUGAUUAAUCGGUUAUUACAAGUAAAACCCGAGAAGCGAAUUCUACUUAAUCGCAUCUUGGAACAUCCCUUUUUUGACCAAAAGUUACCUAUUAUUCGAUUACGUGAUCUUUCAAUCAAUGACCAAUCUUCAAAAAUAUCAAGAAAUCCUUUAGACUCUUAUAAAAAUGUCAAGUCCAAACGCGGAUUCUCCAAAAACGCACAAUUCAACACUGACCGACUUAAACCACUAAAACAAAAAACCAAGCACGCGUUUGUGGAAAUCUUACCAACGGGAACAGUAUUCUUGGAUUUUUAUGACGAUCGAUAUUUGAUUACCAUCACCAAAGAUGGCGGAAAAAUAGAUAUAUUUGAGCGACCAGUUGGAAAAGAAACGCCUGCAAUAUUAGUUAAUCCAAUAAAAUCAUAUGUUUUUGAUGAAUUACCUAUUAAGUAUUUGAAAAAAUAUCGUUAUGCAGCAAAAUUUAUAGAAUUAGUCAAAAGUAAAACUCCAAAGAUAAUAUUUUACUCUCCACAAGCCAAAUGUAUUUUAAUGGAAAAUGGACCAAUGGCUGAUUUCGAAAUGUGGUUCCAUAAUCGGACAAUGGUUCACCAUUCUGUGGGCAAGGAAUCUCUUGAAAUUACGAUUCCAUCUUCGACACAUAAAGAUAAUUUUGUCAAACACAAAUUCACUAUAAACAAUAAAUUGGACCUAAAACUGCCGUCGGAGCUAUUGCCUGUUUUUAAACACAUGCAAGAUUGUCUAAAACAAUGUUUAGAUAUUGAAAAAAAUGGUAUUUUAGAUUCUAGUACUGUGCACCCCUUGAUCCUGAGAAGUUCGAGAUCUCAAGUAAAAAAUAAAGAAUUGGAUACCAAGAUAAAUAAUCACCGGGAAAACCCUUUACGUCAGGCAAGAUCAGCACCUACCCCUGAAUUAGCCACACCAGCGGUCGUAUCCCAACUACCAGUUCACGUCAAUGGGUCUAAAAGUGAUGAAGCCGGUACUCAAUACACUACAAAUCGAAGGCAUCCGUCAUCUUCAACAUAUUCUAUCUCGUUUAAGUCAACUAACUCCUGUUUAGGUGAAAUAAAUCCGGUCGAAAAUAUGACGUGCAAAUAUAUUGAAGGUUUAGGUUGGUGUGUGAGGACAUUAGAUUCUCAAUUUACCAUGUUAUUUGAUGAUGGCGUGAAAGUAGUACUGGAAUCAAAGAAUCAAUGCCUAAAAUAUUCCGAUGAAUCUAAACAUAACAACACUAAUAAAGGAAAAGUAAUAAGUUUUCCCAUCGAUCACAAUCUUCCAUCAUAUGCAAAAGAGCGACUUGCACAUUUCCGAGAAUUCGCCAAAUUAUUUAACGACCCGUGA
Molecule: messenger RNA, 2265 nt
Organism: Ambispora gerdemannii
Lineage: Eukaryota; Fungi; Glomeromycota; Glomeromycetes; Archaeosporales; Ambisporaceae
Source: the annotation of a GenBank genome assembly